This is a messenger RNA of Schistocerca gregaria, 2415 nucleotides long. RefSeq lists its product as uncharacterized. NCBI's taxonomy places the organism in Eukaryota, Metazoa, Arthropoda, Insecta, Orthoptera, Acrididae. Bases 1 to 2415 code for a protein of 804 amino acids. Gene Ontology annotation, cellular component: nucleus. Gene Ontology annotation, biological process: negative regulation of t-circle formation; negative regulation of DNA recombination; regulation of double-strand break repair via homologous recombination. Gene Ontology annotation, molecular function: ATP binding; hydrolase activity, acting on acid anhydrides, in phosphorus-containing anhydrides; DNA polymerase binding. The transcript has a single exon. The record is from RefSeq and is a predicted model, not a curated record.
AUGGGCGGCGUGCAGGUACCUGAACGUCGAAAGCCCGGGGGUUCUUGCGUUGAGAUUGACAAGAGCGUCGGCAAUUGGUCAGGGACCGGUCAGAGGCCGCCAAAGAUUGUGUAUGCAUGCGGAUCCCACGCUCAACUGAGCCACGCGCUGUCUGAGUUUUACCGCACUCCGUACGCCUCAUCUGUUAGCGCAUGCGUGUUGGGGAGCCAGUCUCAUUUGUGCCUCAACCCGGCUUUGUCUCACUUGCGAGAUGCGCCGACGCACAGCCGUGUGUGUUUUAGUUUGGUACAACAGGGCAAGUGUCGUUAUUACGGCAACUCUUGCUUGCACCGGUCCCCGCUUGUCAAAGACAUCGAGGACCUGAUUCAAUGGGGCUUAUCGAACGAGGCGUGUCCGUACUUUAUCUCGAGAGAGCAACAGUCCAGAGCGGACGUUCUCUUUAUGUUUUACAGCGACCUCGUCGACAGGCGCGUUCGCGAGUUGCUUCAAGUUUGCUUGCGAGGCGCGGUCGUCAUCGUCGAUGAGGUACGCAAUAUUGAGGACGUUACGUUGGAGCGCAGUUCUUUUUCGCUUACGAACGUCGAGGUAGGACUGGCGAUAUCCGAGCUCAGGCGGUACGCGAACUUGGUGCAGCAGCGCGGCCAGAUGCGGGAAAGGAUGACGAAGCGGAGCAAAAGGCUCGACUGCGACCUAGAGAGUGAGUUGCAGCGGCUUCUCGAGGCCUUGGAAAAGCUCAAAGCCAACAUCGAGACAAGCGACUAUUUUUCGCAAAUGAGACCUGGUCAUUUGUGUGGGAAGCGCAUGUUUGACAUAUUUGAAAAAGCUGGUAUUGACUCGGAGAGCUUGCCUGGCUACAUUAAGAUUAUCGAGCACAUUGCCGCGUUUAAUAAGACAAAGCGUUGUCGUUCGCUGGACUCUUUUCGAUUUGAGAAAGAAGGCGGCCAUCUAGGCGCUGGGUGGAGCGGUCUCUCGCUUGUAGGGGACCGCCUGUCACAGCUGUUUAGAGAAAUUCCCUUGACAGAUUUUCUAGAACAUUACAGGUUGACAUUUGAGCAAGAGUACGAUUACCUGGUGUGUGACAAUGGGCCUAUAAAAAGGAUUGUCUAUUGGUGCUUGAACCCGGGAUUGGCAAUGGUUGAUUUGACGAGGUCGUGCUUGUGGAACUUGAUAUUCACCGCUGGAACGUUACCGUCAUUAGAUAUGGUCAGAUUUGAAUUUAAGCUUUCGUUUCCCGUUACAAUCUGGAAUUCUCAUAUUGUGUCUCCCUCGCAAAUAUGGGUUGGAAUCGUGUCCAGCGCGGUCGACGGAGCGGUUCUCAACUCCUCCUAUCACACGCGCUGCGACGCCUAUAAGCGGAGUCUGGGAUACACUCUGGUCAACGUCGCGCGAAUAACGAGCGGCGGCGUACUGGUUUUUUUUCCUUCGUACCGGUUCAUGGAGGAAUGUCUGAGAAUUUGGAAAGAGCCGGAAGAAGCGAGCCACGUCGCGAUUUGGAGCAACAUCUGCAAAUACAAACUUCCUGUUCGGGAGCACAAAGACCCAGGUAAGCUGAAGGCGUCGAUCAUGAACUACUACCAAAAAGUCGCGGAUCAAGGCGUCUCGGAAGCGAACGGCGCCAUUCUGUUUGUGGCGUAUCGAGGCAAGGCGUGCGAGGAAUUGGACCUUACUGACGACUACGGAAGGGCGAUCGUGGUGAUAGGAAUCCCGUACGCAUCCGGAUUUGACGAACGCGUUAAAAUGAAGCGAGCCUAUUUAGAUGAAAGAGCUGCUAAGAUGUCGUUGAGUUCCAGAAGAACCUUCACCAGCUCAGACUGGUAUAACCAGAUGGCUUGGUAUUCCAUCAAUCACGUGAUAGGGCGAAUAGUCCGGCAUCAAAAGGACUACGGCGCCAUCCUUUUCGCGGACGAGCGAUUCGCCCACGCGUCCUCUAUGUCUUAUUUGAGUCACUGGCUCCGGCCUUAUGUCAAAAUAUACGAAAAUCCUGGACAUGCUUUCAUGUCUCUGACAAAAUUUCUCACGUCUAACAAGCACUCCUUUCCAAUUGACAGAAACCCGACGUCGAUUCGUACCGACGCCGCGCAUGGAACGUCUCGCAAGCCCAAUGGCCCCACGGAUGACGGCGUGAUAAAUGCCAACGCAGCCGCUUGCCUCCAUUCGCCCGGCCUCCCUAAACCGCUAGUCCUUUUUCUGAAGCCCACGCGUGUCACCCACGAGGACGCGGAAAAAGCCGCGCAGCUGCUCAAAAACCUCAAGUGCCAGCUCACCAAAUACGAGUGGUUCGCGUUUCAAAGCCUGCUCGUACAGUUCCAGCAUCAGGUCAUUAAAAAAAAAGACUUACACCUGAAGUUUCAAAACCUUCUGUCAGAAAGACCAGAACUCAUGGCCGAAUUGCGGAUGUAUUUAAAAAAAUCGUGA